Toxotes jaculatrix (banded archerfish) is the source of this 1926-nucleotide messenger RNA. RefSeq names its product GLI pathogenesis-related 2, like (gene glipr2l). The coding region runs from base 350 to 820 and encodes 156 amino acids. Gene Ontology annotation, cellular component: extracellular region. The transcript is spliced from 5 exons. The record is from RefSeq and is a predicted model, not a curated record. Lineage: Eukaryota; Metazoa; Chordata; Actinopteri; Toxotidae.
CCGUGCAGAUAGUUGGUGUGUGGCUACAGGAGAGACAGGCAAGCUUUGUGAAACAAAACUUGAUGAAAAAGCAUGUUGUGCAAUGACCAGUACAUCCAGAUGAAUAGCUAUAGGAAAGCUUUGCACACAUGCUGCAGUUGAAGGCAAGGCCCAAAAUGAAAGCAUUAUCAGCUGUUUCAGGGCAUCAGCAUUAGACAGAGAGCACUAAAAGGAAGAGAGGGAGAGGCAGCAAGCAAGCAAUAGAUAAAGAGGCAGAGAGAAAGAGAGCAGGAACAGAAAGCAAGACAGAGAGGCUGCUCUCGUUCAGGCUUGUUACUGAUCGUACUGAAAGGCUUCUUGUGUCAGCACCAUGGGAAAGUCAGGCUCAAAGCAGUUUGCUGAGGAGGUACUGCAGUGCCACAAUGAGUACAGGAAGAAGCACCAGGCUCCUCCACUGGCACUGAGCAGCAAGUUGAGCAAAGAGGCUACCCGUUAUGCUGAAAGUCUGGCCAGCACACGGAUCCUGAAACAUAGUGUGGAGUCCAAUAGAGGCAGCUGUGGAGAAAACCUGGCAUGGGCGUCCUACGACCAAUCAGGGAGGGAUGUGGUAAACCGCUGGUAUGAUGAGGUGAAGCAGUACAAUUUCAACCGUCCUGGAUUCUCCUCCAGCACUGGCCACUUCACUGCAAUGGUGUGGAAGAGCACUAAAAUGCUGGGUGUCGGUAAGGCCACUGCAUUAGACGGUUCUUCCUUCGUGGUAGCAAGAUACUUCCCACCUGGGAAUGUCACCAACCAGGGGCACUUCGAUAAAAACGUUCUCCCAGCUAAAGCCACUUCCUAAAGAUGUCUAGAUCCCCAAGACUUGGCUCAAGCCCAAAGGCAUUUAUUCCUUUUUCGAAGAGGGAAGUUAUCUGCUUGAACUGCUGUGAAGAGCACUCAGGAGAGCACCACUUCUUGCCUAGUAGAGACCCAUACUACAGUCUUGUAUGGAUUCUAAAAAUUGCACUUGGGCUUUAAGUCCCAUGAUUGUAAUUUUGAAAGGGGUGUGCAUGAUACAAAAAUGAAAGAAGCAUUACUGUUUGACAUUGCUAACAACAUAUGUCCAGAGACCGUGUGGAUUGUAUAAUCUUGAUUUUGAUUUAUGUUGUCUGUGAUGGUAUCUCGUUAAUUCAUUAAUUCUAGUGCUUUUCACAUUUCCACACACUGAAACACACCAUAGCCUCACAUCCGUAUUUGUUUUGGAAUGGGAACUAAUUCAGUCAAAAGGACAGAGAACAUACGUUUACAUGAGGAGUCACUGCUUAUCAUUUAAAGCUGAUGACUCAACAUGAUUGGUAUGUGUUUGUGUUAUUUCAACUACUUGUCAAACCAGAACCCUGUCAUCCCAGUAUACUCUUCAUCAGUUUUGUACAAUAACGUUGAUAGAUUGUCAGAUAUGCAUUUAGCAUCUGUCCAUGCAUGCUAGUGCUAUCAGUAUUGUGUGACAUUCUUAGAGAGUGAGAAACAAAAGAAAAUGAGUUUCAUUUAUAACCCACACAUGCAAUAUGAUAAAGCGGGAACAUUUUAGACAAUGUAAGCACUUGUAUUCAGUAAACACUGAGUAAUGAGCAUGUUUUUCCACAGUUGGUAUUAAAGGUGUGAAUAAUUGUGAGAGUGGCAUAAAUCUUCUGCCUCUAAAAACCAAUAUAGAAGUGCAAAGUAUUUUUUUUUCAUAUCUGCAAACUGCCUCUGCAAAACAAUAAAACAAUUACAUGUAACAGUAAUCAGUAAUAGUGGUGCAGCCUGUUAGUAAUGUUUCUUUACAAAAAGCCAUUUACCCGAAAAUAUUUUUUUAAUGUCUUGCCUGUUUCACCCAUGAACAGCCUCUCAUGGCAAGCUUCAGGCAUUAAAGCUCCAAUCUGUUACCGUAUAAAUUAAAGCUAUAUUGUAUAUUCACUGUAUAUUGAG